This is a messenger RNA of Aphis gossypii (cotton aphid), 807 nucleotides long. RefSeq names its product peptidyl-tRNA hydrolase ICT1, mitochondrial. The coding region runs from base 95 to 673 and encodes 192 amino acids. Gene Ontology annotation, molecular function: translation release factor activity. The record is from RefSeq and is a predicted model, not a curated record. Lineage: Eukaryota; Metazoa; Arthropoda; Insecta; Hemiptera; Aphididae. Gene Ontology annotation, cellular component: mitochondrial large ribosomal subunit. Gene Ontology annotation, biological process: mitochondrial translational termination. The transcript has 4 exons.
GAUAAGGAAAUAGGAAUUUCAAUGACCGGGUGUCGAGAAUUACUAAGUUGGGUUAUUUAAUAGUUUGUAUUUUGUUUGAAAACUUGAAAUAAACAUGAAUUUUACAAUUUCCAAGUGUUUUUGUAAUGCCGUACGUACCUUGUCUCGCUCCAAUUACACGAGCGCAAUAAGCUUGAAAAAUCUACACCCAAAGAGUUCGUUGAAAAUUACCACACCAUCACAUGAACAGUUAUCGGCUGACGAUAAAAUUUUUACGGGAUUUAUACCAAUAGAAGAACUGGAAAUCACAUAUAGCACUUCUAGUGGUCCAGGUGGUCAGAAUGUAAACAAGGUCAAUACCAAAGUUGAUUUGAGGUUUAAGGUGGAAUCCGCUAAAUGGCUUAAUGAAGAAGUCCGCCAAAAAUUAAUCAAUAUUCACCAAAAUAAACUGACUAAAGAGGGAUAUUUGGUAAUUCGGUCGGAGAAGACACGCUCACAACAACUGAAUCUUGCAGAUGCCAUGGAACGAUUGCGUUCUCUUGUAUGGAAAGCUGCUGAACCUGAGCCAAAGCAAUCUGAGGAAACCAUUGAGAAAAUAAGACGCAGGAUUGAGAAAGCAAAUCGCACAAGAUUGAUAGAAAAGAAAAUGAAAUCCUUGACCAAGAGCAAUCGUCAAGCACCUACAGUGUUCUAAAUAAAUUUAGUAUGAUACGUUGCAUAGUAUGUAUUUUACAUUGAUUUGACUGGGCAACAAGAUAAUUAUUCACAUUGUUUUCAAAUUUUUAUCUUAUAUUAAUAUUUAAUACAAAAUGUUAUUUGUACAUAAUA